Symbiodinium necroappetens is the source of this 1131-nucleotide messenger RNA. NCBI's taxonomy places the organism in Eukaryota, Dinophyceae, Suessiales, Symbiodiniaceae. The record is from the annotation of a GenBank genome assembly.
AUGGGAAACGGAACCUCAACAUCAGCUGGUGACAAGGUGCCUUUGAGCAGCAUGCGCUGCCGAUCGGAAUCCCAGGUCCCACGAUGUUUUCGCAACGUGAAGUGUCCAUACACGCCGGCAUCCACCGCUGACGGUGCAUAUGGCGUCGUAAACUAUUCAUUGAUCGGCCCAGAAGAUGGUCAGGUUGUGGUGUGUUUCCAUGGUCUUAAUGGAUCUCGAUUACUUUUUCAGGACACGGCCUUGUACCUGUCACGCUAUGGUGGUUUUCGCGUCCUUACCUUCGAUUUGUACGGACACGGAUUGAGCAAUGCUCCACCUGUAGACUUGUGCCCUGGGCGGUCCUGUUCCUCCGCUUGCAAACCGGGUUGCUUCUCCUGCAGUGGCACCAGAGCCAGGUAUGAUCUCGAAUUCUUUGUUGAGCAGACUGUCGACCUGCUAGAGAACAUUGGAUUGGGAUCUGUUCGGGUCAACCUGCUGGGCUUCAGCCUGGGAGGUGCCAUAGCGAUGGCAUUUGCCAGAUGCCACCCUGCGCGAGUCGCUCGUAUUGUUGCAAUUUCCCCCUCGGGGUUUAUACCUCGAGUUCCGCGAUUGUACCACGUCCUGCGCGCAUGCUGGUGUUGUUUAAUUCCACUGGCACCGCAUUGCCUCUGCACGUGCUGGUACCAGAAGGAGCGUUUCGCGAGGUCUGUUCGUUCCGAAAAUCAGGGCAUGGCAGAUGAAUCAGUGCACAACCUCUGGUCUCGUUUUGUUUGGCAGCUCUUCGUUAAACGAGGAGUAGCAAGUGCCACAUUGGCCACGUGUCAGCGCGUGAAUUGGUUCGAUCUCUCGGCACUUUUUCGGGAUGUUGGCAGGCAUUCCCGGCCCGUCCUACUCGUCUGGGGCGAGCGGGACACUUUGAACCCGCCCUCAACCAUUGGAAAAAAGGUCGCUGCGUUCUUCGCAAAUGCGAAGUUAUUGGUCAUUCCUCGUGCUGGUCAUAUAGCAAUAUGCGACAAACCGGCAGAGGCCACGCAGCGGAGCAUGCAGAACCAGAGGACUUGCGAAACCGGAAUGGGUUGUAUGUUGCAUGGCCGACGCUUGCAACUCCAAGCGGGAACUAGUGCCUUCAGCACUCAGCAGCUAGAAUGGUAG